CUCCUCUUCCUCCCCCCUCCCUGUUCGAGGAGUGGGCGGGGCCUCUCAGCUGCAUCAUCAUGCCUUCAACACUGCAGCUUCACAAAGGGAAGAAAACCCAUCCGGUUGCUGCUCCUUCAUGUGUGAACUUCGAUCCAGUUUCCACCAAUCAUAAAGCAGCACAGUUAACCGGACGGGGGGGGAAACAGAUUCAGGCUUCAUGGACAAAGCGCUGAGAGGAGACAUGACAGAACAGAAGAAAACGUCCAGGAGAUGACACCGUCCAAAGAUGCUAACAUAGCAGGCCUAGCGGUUUGAUUGACAGCUCACAUCCACGCAUCCCUCCUCCUGACUCCGCCCACUCAUCCAUCCAUCCAUCCAUCCACCAUGUUGUUAAAGAGGAAGCUGUGUGUUGCUGUGGUGAUCGCUGCCAUUGUCUUCCUUAUGCUCGCCAGUCAGGGCAUCCAGAAGAAACACUUCCUGCCGCUGUCGUUGGCGCUGCUCAGCAGUCGGGCCACACCCACCAACGAGGAGACAGUUAUUCAACAAACAGAAGCUCCUUCUGAUGUGACUCCUGACCCCCCCAAGACACCGCCACCUCCACCUCCCAACACCCCCAAACUUAAGGCAGAGGAGGAGUCUCUGAAUAACUCCAAGAAUGACCAGAGCAGGUCAUGUGGUUGUAACUCCUGUAUCGCAGACCUGGAGGGGUCCGACUGGUUCCAGCAACGCUACGACCCCAAACAGCACCCUGUCCUCCGAGAUAAAAACAACGACUUUGAUCCCGACGCACUCAAGUGGUGGCUGGGUCUCCAGAGGUCAGGAAACGACCAGACUAUGGACAGUGUGAUGUCAAAGAUGUUCCAGGUCAUCACCCCGCCCGCCGCCGACUUCUUGCCCCUCCCCACUCGCUGUCGUAAAUGUGCCGUGGUUGGCAACUCCGGCAACCUGCGGCAGUCAGGACACGGCAACCUGAUCAACUCCCAUGACUUCAUAUUCAGAAUGAACAAAGCAGUGACACGGGGAUUUGAGAAAGACGUUGGGAAUCAAACCACUUAUCACAUACUGUACCCGGAGAGUGCAGUGGAUGUUGCCCGCGGCGUUGGCCUCGUCCUGCUCCCGUUCAAACUUAGAGACCUGGAGUGGCUGACCAGCGCGCUGUCUACCGGAGAAGUUAAGACGACCUACAUGAGGGUGAAAGAGAGAGUGGAGGCUGAUAAAGAUAAGGUUCUUGUGGUCAACCCGGUUUUCUUUAAGUACGUAAACGAUCGUUGGACCGAGCGCCACGGUCGCUAUCCAUCCACCGGCAUGCUGGCUAUCGUCUUCGCUCUUCACCUCUGUGACCAGGUCUCUGUUUUCGGUUACGGCGCCGACCAGCAGGGCAACUGGCACCACUACUGGGAGGAGAACCGCUACGCCGGAGCCUUCAGGAAGACGGGCGUCCACAGCGCUGACUUCGAAACGCAGGUCAUCCACCAGCUCGCCAAGGAGGGAAAGAUCAGCCUGCACCUGGCACAGAACCACUGACCCCCACACACCUGCUGAUCUACGGACUGAUGGACAGAUCGUCUGACCAGCAGAUCAUUCACCACUUAAUUCUUGAGACCAAUAACAGGGGCACACCUGGCUGUCCUCUGGAUCACGUUGGAGCUGACUCUUUGUCAAGAUGGCCGCCAGAUUUUGCUCAGAACUUCAGUCAGGAGUCAAACCUGUGUACUUCUUGCACAACAAUCAAACCCUGAAAGACCGGACAACUUUAGGGAAGAGUUAUUUUAUAUUGUUGAACACCUGUGGACAGCCCUUUGGAGUGGGAGGAUCCAAACAUGUCCCUCCUCUUUUGGGGGCAGGGCUUAAUGAUCUCCUUAUUUUUGGGAGAGCUCUGACUCUGAAAACAGAUGGACUUUCCUGCCAUGCGCGACUGCAAGGAUCGACCACACACGUUUUGCUCUGAGCGGGAAACAACCACAGACGUUUUUUAAGCGUUUUGUAUUUUUUUAGACAUGUACAGGGCUAACCUCUUAUUUUCUAAUCAAAGCACUUUUGCCCUGAAUAAGCGUCACAAGAAGGCGAUGUUGCUUGUUUGUCCAUUUUAUUAUUUUAUAUCAUUUUAUAAUCCAUCCAUUUGUAUUGUUGAAAUGUAGUCCGUCCUGAUAUGUAGAGUUUUGUUGUCCUCACAGAUAUGAACGUUCAGCAGGACUAUUGUGACUUCCUGUUUCAACCAUAUUUGGAGUUGGAGGCAGAAAGUGGGAGGAGCUUGUGUGUGGUUGAGCUGCAGUUUGCAGGUUUUCAGUUGAUUUUACUGGCUGUCCAAAAUAGAAGCCUUUUAUUGGUGUUUGGUAUUUAAAGUGCAAUUUUUUAAAGUUAAUUCAGCAAAAGAAAGAAGGUUAAACUCUCCGGCUUUAAGAUGUGACGCUGUAAAGCUGCAGACUCUUCAACCUGAAGGACAGAUGUGAUGCGAAUGGAAGGGACGAAGACGAGGAGACCAUGCACAACCUUUAAGUAAAGAUUUAUUGAACUUAAUUUCACAGGGACAGAGUCAAACAAUCAGUAACGUGGACAUGGAUGAGUGGAAUAUUGGAGUGCAAUGUACUCAAAAAAGAAGAAUCUUCAGUGCAACCAAAAACCAAACAACCUUAUGAAGGAAGAGAGACCAACCAGUCCAGCCGCUGUCUGCUGGACGUCCUGUUAAAGGGAGACGACGGUGUGCAAAAAUCGGUCUCACCUGUGCUGUGAAUGUACAAAAUCUGUUGCUGAUUGUCGAUCACAGUCGUGGCCUUUCCAGACUUUCUCACAUGGGGCUAGUUUGAGUCUGAAUAUGAGUUUGUCCCCCCUUCUCAUAGUGAUUUAAAAGCUGCUUCAGUUAGAAGUGGCUCCAUUGCAGAUCCUGUGGUCUGCUUAAUGUUUGUUUGCACCAUUUGUAACCGCGAGAAAUCAGAGAUGCCAGAUUUGCAAACCAAAGGCUGUCAUGUGACAACGAUGAUGUCUCUGGAAGUUAUUGCAAAAAUUUUAGGGGCUCCAGUUUGUUUACAGUCAAACUUGAAGCUUCCAAAACAAGAAAAUAUAUAAGAGCCUAUACUUUGUCACAACUUUUAUGCACAUAUCUUUAUUUAUAGGCGUUAAUUAACGCUCAAUCAUUGGCUGAUGGGUUCUGAUUUUGCUCUCCACACAACUGUUCCCCUUCACUUCUGAUACCAAAAUCUGUUUGUGCCUGAGUUUUGCGUUUUUGUGCAGAAUUUGUAAAAAGAGAUUUAAAGAUGCAGUGUUUUUUUGAAGAAGGUAAUCAUUGACAUGUUGCAUCAUCAUUCAGCCAAUCAGAGGAAAGCUCUCUUCUUAAAGGGGCGUUUGUUACAGUCGCCUCUCGUGCCUUAUUUCCUCUGAACAGGCCAACAGAGUGAAAUCAAUGUUUGUAUCACUUUUCUUGUUUUCUUCCUGAAGACUCAAGUUUCCAGUCAGUUGAAGAAUUAUUCAGAUUCAGACUGACCUGCAAGUGUGAAAUAACUUAGUCUGUUUCAAACUAAUAUCUUGCAAAACACCUGCGGGUUGGGAUUAAAUCUGCUGUGAAAUUAGCGCCUUAAUGUAGACUCUGUGGGGAUAAACCAUAGACUGUAUAUAAAAUGGACGUCAUCUCGGGGUGCUGCUGGCCUAGCUGUCUAAGCGCCCCAUGUACAGAGGUUACAGUCCUUGUCGCAGGGGUCCCCUGUUCGAUUCCUGGCCGGUCGACCAUUUCCUGCAUGUCUUCCCCCGCUCUCUAUUCCCCACAUUUCCUGUCUCUCUUCAGCUGUCCUAUCAAUAAAGGCAAAAAGGCUAAAAAAUAUAAUUUAAAAAUUAAAUACACGUCGUACAAAUGUUUCUCACAUUCAUAUGCUGUGGUGAUAUGUAGUUAUUAUUUGACUGUUUUGUGUUCAAGGCCUCUUUUUCUGAAAAGUUUCUUUUUUGUUUGUUAUUAGAUGUUAAAAAACUGGGUUUUACAUCGGGGUUUGCUUUAAAUGACAGCUGCCGUAGAGAGAAACUCUGUAGGACCUCGGGACGGUACGCUGUAGGGCGGAGCUUGUUACCGUGGAAACACACAAAUUGCCUACUGCGCAGACUCUGGGUGCAUGUCAAAGCUCUAAACGUCCAUCCUCGCGUCGUUUCCUUGCGUCGUUUCCUUGCGUCGUUUCCUCGCGUCAUUUCCUCACGUCGUUUCCUCGCGUCUCUUCCUCGCGUCUCUUCCUCGCGUCUUAGUCCCGCCCACCAGAGAUGCAAGGAAAUGAAAAGAAAGGAGAGAGGAAAGAGGAGAUUUGUAUUCAGAGAAAUGAGACGUCCUCUCCGGAGCGUCACGUGAAGCGACGUCGGUUUGUGAUGACGGCGGUAACAGCUGUUUGUGUCUGCAGACAGGUUCACUGUAAUAACUCUGAUAAAUAUAAACAGUAACAGAGCUCUCUGUGCUUUACCUGUUUAACACAAACCUGCACAUGAAGAGAAUCUGCUCUGUUUAUUCUGUCCUGAAGCAUCACAGAUUGAUUCACCAGUAAAAUGCCUCAUUAUUAAAUUAUUUAUUACUUCAAGGGAAAAUAGAAACCAUGCAACUCUUUUCAAACCCUGUGCUCAUUAAUGAUAAGCCUCAUAUGAAACUUUAUUAACCUGACAGGAAAUAUAACAAGUGUUUUUACUAACAGACAAACUUUACCGUCAGACUUCUCUUAAAGCUGCUGUGAGGAACUUUUGUUUUAUAUCGAUUCUGGCGCCCCUUGUGGACAAAGCGAUACCUCUUAUCUCUUGUCCUAUACAUGCAAAAGUAGUGUUUUCAACAAAAACCUUGUCCUUUUGUCUUUAACAGUCAACUUUAUCAGGCAAUGUGAUUAUUUGCCAUGAAAAACAGUCAAAUAAAGGCUGUUUCUGAAGCGAGAUGUCCAUCAUCUGGUCUGACACCUCCCCCCCCAGCGUGGUUUCAGGCAUUAAAAAUUACAACAGAGAAGGUGUCAGUGUUGCUGCUUGUUUGCUAUUGAAGGUCAUAAAGAGGCAUCAGUAUCAUUUUCAGUCUGUUUCUCAGCCAGUUCAAAACUCCUCACAGGGCCUUUAAUGAAGAAAACUAGAACAAACGGGGAAACUAACAGGAGGAAUAACUGAUCAUGAAUAUAUAUUCUAUCUGAUAUUAGACUAUAUUACUCUAUUUCAUUAGUCAGUGAAUCUGACAAAAACAAUCAGAUAUAACAUAACCAUCCUCUGUUAUAUUGAAUUUAUGAUUUUGCAUUCAGUAUUUUGUGUUUAAAACUCACAUCAAACACUUUUUAAUCUCAGCUCAUCACAUACAGACUGUUUAGAAACCGACGUGUGUUUAUGAUCUGUUUCAGGGCACCCUUGGUAACUGUUUUAAGGUCCGUCUUUUCUCUGUUAUGAAACUCAGCUGAUGUUAAGUUUCGGUUAAGUCCGAGCCGCUGCAGCGUCCAAUCAGUGAGAGGUAUUCGAUAAGGGGGUGUGUCUGUCAGAGAAAAGACUUCCGCGAAGUCUGCUCUCGUGUUUCCUCGAUUAUCCCUCCUCUGAUCAGUCUCCUCGCUCCUCUCUCCUCCAGCAGUGUUUAGAGCUUUGUGAAGCAAUUUAAAAUGGCGCGUCAGUAACUACUUCCGGUUCGGCCGAGGAGCAAGGAGACUGCAGUUUAGAGCUUUGAGAUGCACCCUCUGGUUGCAGAAAAUUUACAAGAUGGCAGCGUUCUGGAAUGGGAUAUUUUGGCUUCAAGAUCGUAGAGUGGGAAAAGGCGAAGCGACGCUGUCCAUUAUAUAUACAGUCUAUGGGAUUAACUCGCUGUUGGAGUCUGCCUCAAGUGGACACUCAAGGAACUGCAGCCUUCAGAGUUUUGCUCUGGCUAUACUUUUCAGGAUUUUUCCACUUGAGGAGUUCUUUUAAAAUCUGCUUAAAAUCAUAUUUCAAAAUAUAUCUGUCUAAAUUUGUGGAUGAGCUCUGUGUCCAACAAGUGCUCAUCUUUUUAGUCCUGAACGAUGACAAACUGAGCCCCCUCUCAGACGCCGUUUCCUCAAAGAGAUUAAAAAGGUCAGCUGUCUUAAAGAGAGCUUUCAGCAGUGUUAGAUGAUCCCCCAGCGCUCUGUUUGAAGCAGACUGAGGCCUCUAUAAAUAAUCAGAAUUGCUGAAUCAUCAUGUGGAGGCUGUUGCUCUGCCUGUAGUUUAGAGUUUUUAGAGUCUAACCCUGUUCAAGUCCUGCAGUCUCUUUAAAACCAGACACCAUAAACUGAGGUUUAAUCUGAAACAUCUGCUGCUUGUUUUUGUAGUUUUGCGUCCACUGCUGAGGUUUUAACUCUUUGUUGGCUCUUUCGGGGAAAACUUCCUGCUGGUAAAUUGGGAAAUGAUCCGCUUUAUGGGGAACGCGGAGCCGCGUAAUGACAGAGCAGCAGCCUUCCUGAGCUGGACACAACAUCUGGAUGCAACAUUUUGGAAUUUACAGACCAAGUUACAGAUCCCUCGCUCUGAGAAGUUUGUUGUGAGUUUAAACCCAAAGUUGUGCUUUGUAGGCAUCCUGCACUAUGAGUAUUUAGACAUUUCAAUCAAGAAUGCAGACAGUGGCAGAUUAAAUCAACCAAUCAGCUGCCGGGUGUUACAUAAAGAGAGGUGAGGGGUGUAUUGUAGAUUUAGAGCAGACCAAACAAGCUGUAAGUUUGAUAUACGUUCAGUUAUCAUAGCUUUAAUUCAACUCAUCAUGUUUAAGCUGUGAUCGAAAUGCCACUUUCAUUUAACUCAAUCCUGCUGAUCAUCAUUCAUUCAUUCAUGGUUACAAACAGUGAUAUUCACUGUGAUACUUUAAAACAACAUGAACCUACCGCUGUCACUUGGAAUGAAAUAAAGAAACAUGACAUGAAAUCA
Messenger RNA from Notolabrus celidotus (New Zealand spotty), 6831 nucleotides. RefSeq names its product ST3 beta-galactoside alpha-2,3-sialyltransferase 8 (gene st3gal8). The transcript has 9 exons. Lineage: Eukaryota; Metazoa; Chordata; Actinopteri; Labriformes; Labridae. Gene Ontology annotation, molecular function: beta-galactoside (CMP) alpha-2,3-sialyltransferase activity. The record is from RefSeq and is a predicted model, not a curated record. The coding region runs from base 367 to 1506 and encodes 379 amino acids.